Molecule: messenger RNA, 423 nt
Organism: Sclerotinia sclerotiorum 1980 UF-70
Lineage: Eukaryota; Fungi; Ascomycota; Leotiomycetes; Helotiales; Sclerotiniaceae
Exons: 1
Coding region: 1-423 (140 amino acids)
Source: RefSeq, a predicted model, not a curated record
AUGCCCUACGAACAUUGCGUGCCGCCUCCCUCCCCAAAUCCCAGUACCGUCACCUCGAACCUCAACCUCCGCGGCAAUCAUGACCGCCCCAAAAGUAGCAUCACCAACAAUCCCCCAAUUUUCCAACCCUUCAACUCCACCCUCUGGCUCCUCGACACGGAACAACAAUCCACACAACACACACACUACCAAAAGCUCCUCUCCCGAAUCUUCCACGCCCCCGAUUCCUGGUGGGUAGAAUUUCUCCAAAUCUGUAAUCUCACUCUACAACCUAAGUUCUCUUGCUCAAAAACGUCUGUAUGGAAUUUCUACACCACUUCACAGAUUAUAUCCAUGCGAUCUGAAUAUUUGACUGGUGGUAGAAUGUUUGAUGAUACGAGUGAGAGAUAUGUAAUUGGUUGGUUUUUUGUAUUAGGGAGUUGA